AUGCAACCCGAAAUGCUGUUGAAGAUUAAGGAAGAAGUAAAGAAGCAAUUCGAUGUUGAGUUCAUAAAAGUAGCCAAGUAUCCACAAUGGGUAGCAGACAUUGUUCCAGUACUCAAGAAAGACAGGAAAGUUCACAUGGCUUCUGAGGAGUAUGAACAGCUGAACUUUGAUUUUCCAGACGAAGAUUUGAUGGCUAUUUUAGCUGAAGAGACAGUUCCAUCUACUAGUGAAUAUUGGAAGAUGAAUUUUAAUGGUGCCUCGAAUGCCUUGGGGUACGAGAUUGGGGUAAUUUUGGUCUCACAUAGUGAAGAACACUAUCCUUUCACAAGCCGAUUGAAUUUAGAUUGCACAGAGAACAUGGAUGAGUAUAAAACAUGUAUUAUGGGUCUCAGAGCUGCCAUUGAGUGUAGAGUAAAGAUAUUCAAAGUAUAUGGGGAUUCAACUUUGGUAAUUUAUCAACUUAGAGGUAAAUGGGAAUCAAAAGAUACCAAGUUGAUGGAAUACCGUAAGUUGGUCCUAGAGCUCAUCAAAGAGUUUGAGGAUGUGAUAUUCCAUUACAUCCUUAGAGAAGAGAAUCAAAUGGCAGAUGCUCUAGCCACUUUGGCAGUAACCUUCAAAUUCAAUAAACCUUCAAGUAUGAUGCCUAUUGAGAUGCAAGCUUAUGAGUAUCCAGCCCACUGUUAUAGCAUAGCAGAGGAUGAGGAUGAGAAUCCAUGGUAUUAUGAUAUCCUGCAAUAA
Hibiscus syriacus is the source of this 738-nucleotide messenger RNA. RefSeq lists its product as uncharacterized. Gene Ontology annotation, molecular function: nucleic acid binding; RNA-DNA hybrid ribonuclease activity. Lineage: Eukaryota; Viridiplantae; Streptophyta; Magnoliopsida; Malvales; Malvaceae. The record is from RefSeq and is a predicted model, not a curated record. Bases 1 to 738 code for a protein of 245 amino acids. The transcript is spliced from 2 exons.